CUUCUGGUUCCUUUUAGUUCCCUCUCCAGAAUUCAACUAUAACGAUAACAAUAGCAAGAGCCUAUAGUAGCAGACUUUGAUACCCGUGAAUAUAACGCUGAGCAUCACCAUAGUCAAACGCCAGAAGCAGUGAGAGUAGGCGAAGACAUGAAGGAUGACAAAUCGAAAGAUCGCGUCAUUAUCCAUCAAACAACAAAUACUCGUGGAUCGAAUUGAUAAGGCGGCACAAAUAGCUCGCUACCAAGAGACACGCGCCAUUGACAGAAUCGAUUCUCUUAUACUUAAAACGUAUCUCCAGCGCAAAACGCAACAGUUGGCAAAACAAUUACAGCAUUGCAAGAACGCGGUUGAACGAGCACGUCAGAAGCAAAAUGGCGACAUGGCGCAUAUUGAAGCAGGGCCUUUUUUUUCAGAUAAAUUGGUGCACAACGAUUUUCCAUAAAUAUAUCAGCAAAAGACGGCUAACAUCUUGUUUUCUUUUCCUUCUGGUCAGGGUGAAUACUGGACUCGCAGACACAAAGGGGUCCUACAAGCCCGUUUUUGUCGUCUACGUCCAGUCUGUCAAUAUUGAGUGUGAGUUGGUCUCCGGGGAGGUAAAACCUUCAAACGUUAGCGUCGACCAAGCAGAGUCCGACCUAGUGAUGACAGGGAAAGAGAUGAAUCAGUUGUACAAUCGUCUCUUCAUGCUUGGUGUACAAAAACCUUCCGUCUGUGGUGUGCUUGUUGAAGGUUAUACGAUGAAAACCUCUAAGAUCGACGUUCUUGCACCAAAUAUUUACGAUCAACAAUACUCACCGAAACAGUAAUUUUUAAAACACGGAAGCAAUUUACCAGUAUCCCGAACCUUAUCGCUGCUUUCGUGCAAGUCAAGGUUAUUAGAGACCUCUAUACAAACAUGCAUGUGUAUUGCGCGCAGUGAGAAGUGUGCUCUGAAGAUAUUUCAAAUUAAGUGUUUGUGAAGUAAGAAUAAUACUGAACAAGUGUUAAAAUAUGGUAUCGCUGUUAUUACAGUGACUUGCUGCAUGCCUCUGCCACCCAACGUACAGCAGAGUUGUAUAUAGGUGCUCCAAGCGCCACUGGAUAUCUAGUUACCAAGCAGAAAGCAC
This is a messenger RNA of Zychaea mexicana, 1106 nucleotides long. RefSeq lists its product as uncharacterized. Lineage: Eukaryota; Fungi; Mucoromycota; Mucoromycetes; Mucorales; Lichtheimiaceae. The record is from RefSeq and is a predicted model, not a curated record. The transcript has a single exon. Bases 372 to 806 code for a protein of 144 amino acids.